AUGUGUUCAAGUUUUACCACUCUUGCAGUCAAUGUUUCGUUCAAGGUGGAGUAUAAGUGCCCAUAUGGCCAAAGCUUAACCCUGGUCGGCGAUACGGCGCCAUUGGGCAAUUGGUCGGCUAAAAGGGGACAACGCAUGCAUUGGAGCCGCGGCGACACAUGGUCAUGCAACGUGAUGCUUCCAGCGGGGUCCACAGUGGAGUGCAAGUAUGUGGUCGUGGACGAGCAAGGAAAAGAGCAGCGAUGGCAGGAGGGCAGCAACAUGGUCGUUGAGGUC
This is a messenger RNA of Volvox carteri f. nagariensis, 276 nucleotides long. RefSeq lists its product as uncharacterized. The transcript is spliced from 2 exons. NCBI's taxonomy places the organism in Eukaryota, Viridiplantae, Chlorophyta, Chlorophyceae, Chlamydomonadales, Volvocaceae. Gene Ontology annotation, cellular component: membrane. The record is from RefSeq and is a predicted model, not a curated record. Gene Ontology annotation, molecular function: starch binding. The annotation marks the transcript as partial.